AUUUAUUUAUUUUCACGGGGCCGUUGAGUGGAAGGCUGGGUUUACGAAGGCUCGGAGCCUCCCCUCCCCUGCCGCGGCGGCGGCGGCGCUCCGGGCGAGGGAGGGUGGUGCCGCUUCCCGGGGGCUGGAACACGCCUUCCCGGGGGCUGAGCGCGGCUUUCCCGGGGCUGAGCACGGCUUCCCUGCAGCCGGAACGCCUCUUCCCCGCGGCUGCCAGGCGGUUUCAGCCCCUUUUCGCUGCUCGGUGGAGCUGAUGGCUGCAGCCCACCUCUGCAUAGGGGUGUGUAAACUUGGUGGAACUCGGGCUUUUUGUGUGAAAACCUCCCCUCGCGUCUCGGCGCAGCGAACAUGCCUGAGCAGAGCAAUGAUUACAGGGUGGUGGUGUUCGGAGCAGCGGGGGUCGGCAAGAGCUCCCUGGUCCUGCGCUUUGUGAGGGGCACUUUCAGGGAAACCUACAUCCCCACCAUCGAGGACACGUACCGGCAGGUGAUCAGCUGUGACAAGAGCAUCUGCACCCUGCAGAUCACGGACACCACGGGCAGCCAUCAGUUCCCUGCCAUGCAGCGGCUCUCCAUAUCCAAAGGGCAUGCCUUCAUCUUGGUGUACUCCGUCACCAGCAGGCAGUCCAUGGAAGAUCUUCACCCCAUCUUCGAUGAGAUCUGUCAGAUCAAAGGCGACAUCCAGAAAAUCCCGAUAAUGUUGGUGGGGAACAAAAGUGACGACGCGCAGAGGGAGCUGGAUGCCAGCGAGGGGCAGGCGCUGGCCAGCAAGUGGAAGUGUGCCUUCAUGGAGACGUCAGCCAAAAUGAACUACAACGUGCAGGAGCUCUUCCAGGAGCUCUUGAAUCUGGAGCAGAGGAGAACUAUCAGUCUCCAGGUGGAUGGAAAGAAAUCCAAACAGCAGAAAAAGAAAGAUAAACUGCAAGGCAAAUGCUCUGUAAUGUGAUUGCCUUUGGCUGGACUCGCUGCACGGCACAGCUGGAGCGUGGACUCCCACAGAAAAUACAUUUCUGCUGGAGAUUUUGGAGGAAUUCACGCCUUGCAGGGUUGUUGCUUUCCUCUAAAAUCCCCGCUGGGUAAUUGUAUGUGUUGUUUUUAAGGAGGAUGGCUUCUGCAUGUUUAUUUUUUUAAACCAAUAAAUGUUCCAUGUUAGCAAUUA
This is a messenger RNA of Zonotrichia leucophrys gambelii, 1158 nucleotides long. RefSeq names its product DIRAS family GTPase 3 (gene DIRAS3). The record is from RefSeq and is a predicted model, not a curated record. Gene Ontology annotation, molecular function: GDP binding; GTPase activity; GTP binding. NCBI's taxonomy places the organism in Eukaryota, Metazoa, Chordata, Aves, Passeriformes, Passerellidae. The transcript has 2 exons. Gene Ontology annotation, biological process: signal transduction. Gene Ontology annotation, cellular component: plasma membrane. Bases 349 to 945 code for a protein of 198 amino acids.